Messenger RNA from Ictidomys tridecemlineatus (thirteen-lined ground squirrel), 11396 nucleotides. RefSeq names its product hyperpolarization activated cyclic nucleotide gated potassium channel 4 (gene Hcn4). NCBI's taxonomy places the organism in Eukaryota, Metazoa, Chordata, Mammalia, Rodentia, Sciuridae. Gene Ontology annotation, molecular function: voltage-gated potassium channel activity. Gene Ontology annotation, cellular component: HCN channel complex; membrane; axon. The record is from RefSeq and is a predicted model, not a curated record. Gene Ontology annotation, biological process: potassium ion transmembrane transport; regulation of membrane depolarization; sodium ion transmembrane transport.
AAAACGGACAGGGAAAGGAGAGCCCUGAGCUCGAAGGAGACUGGAAAACCCCGCCCCCGCCCCCAAUCUUGAGGUGGGGAUUUUGCAACAGAAGCCAAAGCUCUUACACUUGGCAGGGGGGCGGACCCAGCCCUUGGUCAAGGAGAGAUAAUUGAGGAUGCGAGAGUAAAGACGCCUUCUAACCCGGUCUCUAAGGCCCAGAAAGGGUCCACCCCGCGCCCACGGCGGAGCCCGCCCCUGGCCCCCCUCCCGACCCCCCAGCCCGUGCGCCGCUGCCCCUUUAAGAAGCCCAGGUAGGCAGGCCCGGCUGCUGGAGCCGCUCCUAUGGCAACCCGCGAGCUGCGGCGGCUUCAUGAAUAUUCCGGGGCGCGGGAGCCCAAGAGCUGCCGGAGGGCGCUCCGGGGGAGGCGGCCGCUGAUGUAAGCCCGGCGGGCCCCUGGGCUCCGCUCGGCUGCGGCGGGAGCCCCGAGACCGACCGGCCCAGCUCAGUCAAGGAGGCGAGGCUAGCUGGCGAGGCACCUGCCACAGAGCCCCGGCGGCGCGACAGACUGACAGCCCGCCAGCCCGCGGGACGCUUGCCGGGGAGGCGCGAGAGCAGUGCGCUCUGCGCUCUGGAGUGGUCCCUGGAGCACCGCGACCGCAGCACCGCUUCUGCCCGCGCCCAUUGUUCCCCGCGGGGGCGGGGCGCCUGGAGCCGGGCCGCGCGCCGCGCCCCUGAACGCGGGAGGGAGGAAUAGGGAGGGAGCGCGGGGUCCCCGCGCCCAGCCCGGCCUGGGAGGAGGCGCAGCGCGGCGAGCCGGGGGACCCGGAGCCGGACUGGGAGCCACCCCGUGGCGCGCAGCCUGCCCGAGUAUGGGUUCCUGAGGCAGCCCCGCGCUGGCGGCGAAGGACGCGUCCCCACAGGCGGACUGACAGGCGGGCGGACCUGGAGCUAGUCCCCAGCUCCGCACCCGCACCCCUAUCCCCGGCCGGGUCCCGGCUCCCGGCUCCCGGCACCAUGGACAAGCUGCCGCCGUCCAUGCGUAAGCGGCUCUACAGCCUCCCGCAGCAGGUGGGGGCCAAGGCGUGGAUCAUGGACGAGGAAGAGGACGCAGAGGAGGAGGGUGCUGGGGGCCGCCAAGAUCCCAGCCGCAGGAGCAUCCGACUGCGUCCCCUGCCCGCGCCCUCGCCCUCGCCCUCGUCCUCGGCAGCCGCGGGCAGCACGGAGUCUCGGGGUGCGGCCCUCGGGGCGGCGGACAACGAGGGGCCGGCCCGCAGCGCGGGCAAGUCCAGUACGAACGGAGACUGCAGGCGCUUCCGCGGGAGCCUGGCCUCGCUGGGCAGCCGGGGCGGCGGCAGUGGUGGAGUAGGGAGCGGCAGCAGUCAUGGGCACCUGCAUGACUCCGCGGAGGAGCGGCGGCUCAUCGCGGAGGGCGACGCGUCCCCCGGCGAGGACAGGACGCCCCCAGGCCUGGCCGCCGAGCCCGAGCGCCCCGGCGCCGCGGCGCAGCCCGCAGCCUCGCCACCGCCGCCCCAGCAGCCGCCUCAGCCGGCCUCCACCUCCGGCGAGCAGCCCUCCACAGACACUGCUAUCAAAGUGGAGGGAGGCGCGGCCGCGAGCGACCAGAUCCUCCCUGAGGCGGAGGUGCGUCUGGGCCAGGCCGGCUUCAUGCAGCGCCAAUUCGGGGCCAUGCUUCAACCCGGGGUCAACAAAUUCUCGCUGAGGAUGUUCGGCAGCCAGAAAGCCGUGGAGCGCGAGCAGGAGAGGGUUAAGUCAGCCGGGUUUUGGAUUAUCCACCCCUACAGCGACUUCAGAUUUUACUGGGAUCUGACCAUGCUGCUGCUGAUGGUGGGAAACCUGAUCAUCAUUCCUGUUGGCAUCACCUUCUUCAAGGAUGAGAACACCACACCCUGGAUCGUCUUCAACGUGGUAUCAGACACAUUCUUCCUGAUCGAUUUGGUCCUCAACUUCCGCACAGGGAUUGUGGUGGAGGACAACACAGAGAUCAUUCUGGACCCACAAAGGAUAAAGAUGAAGUACCUGAAAAGCUGGUUUGUGGUGGAUUUCAUCUCCUCCAUUCCUGUGGACUACAUCUUCCUCAUUGUGGAGACACGCAUUGACUCAGAGGUCUACAAGACUGCUCGGGCCUUGCGAAUCGUCCGCUUCACCAAGAUCCUCAGCCUCCUGCGCCUCUUGCGUCUCUCCCGCCUCAUUCGAUAUAUUCACCAGUGGGAAGAGAUCUUCCACAUGACCUACGACCUGGCCAGCGCCGUGGUGCGCAUUGUGAACCUCAUCGGCAUGAUGCUCCUGCUCUGCCACUGGGAUGGCUGUCUGCAGUUCCUGGUGCCCAUGCUGCAGGACUUUCCCGACGACUGCUGGGUGUCCAUCAACCACAUGGUGAACAACUCGUGGGGGAAGCAGUACUCAUAUGCCCUCUUCAAGGCCAUGAGCCACAUGCUGUGCAUUGGAUAUGGACGGCAGGCGCCCGUGGGCAUGUCUGACGUCUGGCUCACCAUGCUCAGCAUGAUUGUGGGUGCCACCUGCUACGCCAUGUUCAUCGGCCACGCCACUGCUCUCAUCCAGUCCCUGGACUCCUCCCGGCGCCAGUACCAGGAGAAGUAUAAGCAGGUGGAGCAGUACAUGUCCUUCCACAAGCUCCCGCCCGACACCCGGCAGCGCAUCCAUGACUAUUAUGAGCACCGCUACCAAGGCAAGAUGUUCGAUGAGGAGAGCAUCCUGGGCGAGCUGAGUGAGCCACUGCGGGAGGAGAUCAUCAACUUUAACUGCCGGAAACUGGUAGCCUCUAUGCCACUGUUUGCCAAUGCAGACCCCAACUUUGUGACCUCCAUGCUGACCAAGCUCCGCUUUGAGGUCUUCCAGCCAGGGGACUACAUCAUCCGUGAGGGCACCAUUGGCAAGAAGAUGUACUUCAUCCAGCAUGGCGUGGUCAGUGUGCUCACCAAGGGCAACAAGGAGACCAAGCUGGCUGAUGGCUCCUAUUUUGGAGAGAUCUGCUUGCUGACCCGGGGCCGGCGCACAGCCAGUGUGAGGGCCGACACCUACUGCCGCCUCUACUCACUGAGUGUGGACAACUUCAAUGAGGUGCUGGAGGAGUACCCCAUGAUGCGGAGGGCCUUCGAGACUGUGGCAUUGGACCGCUUGGACCGUAUAGGCAAGAAGAACUCCAUCCUCCUGCACAAGGUCCAGCAUGACCUCAACUCUGGCGUCUUCAACUACCAGGAGAAUGAGAUUAUCCAGCAGAUCGUGCAACAUGACCGUGAAAUGGCCCACUGUGCGCAUCGUGUCCAGGCCGGCGCCUCUGCCACCCCAACCCCCACGCCUGUCAUCUGGACCCCGCUGAUCCAGGCGCCACUGCAGGCUGCCGCUGCCACCACGUCUGUGGCCAUAGCUCUCACCCACCACCCUCGCCUGCCUGCUGCCAUCUUCCGUCCUCCCCCAGGACCCGGGCUGGGCAACCUCGGGGCUGGUCAGACACCAAGGCACCUGAAGCACCUGCAAUCCCUGAUCCCUUCUGCUCUGGGCUCCGCCUCACCUGCCAGCAGCCCAUCCCAGGUGGACACGCCAUCUUCAUCUUCCUUCCACAUCCAACAGCUGGCUGGAUUCUCUGCACCCGCUGGACUGAGCCCUCUCCUGCCCUCGUCCAGCUCGUCCCCACCGCCAGGGGCCUGUGGCUCCCCACCAGCCCCCACACCGUCCACUGCUGCAGCUGCCUCCACCACGGCCGGGUUUGGCCACUUCCACAAGGCUCUGGGUGGCUCCCUGUCUUCGUCCGACUCCCCGCUGCUCACCCCACUGCAAUCAGGGGCCCGUUCCCCACAGGCUGCCCAGCCACCACCCCCACUGCCUGGGGCCCGGGGAGGCCUGGGACUCCUGGAGCACUUCCUGCCUCCUCCACCCUCAUCCAGGUCCCCGUCAUCUAGCCCUGGGCAGCUGGGCCAGCCUCCCGGGGAUUUGUCCCCAGGUCUGGCCACUGGCCCACCAAGUACACCAGAGACACCCCCACGGCAGCCCGAGAGGCCAUCCUUCAUGGCAGGGGCCUCUGGAGGGGCUUCCCCUGUAGCCUUUACCCCCCGAGGAGGUCUCAGCCCCCCUGGCCAGAGCCCAGGCCCCCCAAGAACUUUCCCAAGUGCCCCACCCCGGGCCUCUGGCUCCCAUGGUUCCCUGCUGCUGCCACCCGCCUCCAGUCCCCCACCACCCCAGGUUCCUCAGCGCAGGGGCACGCCACCCCUCACCCCAGGCCGCCUCACCCAGGACCUCAAGCUUAUCUCAGCCUCUCAGCCAGCCCUCCCCCAGGAUGGGGCACAGACUCUCCGCAGAGCGUCCCCGCACUCCUCAGGGGAGUCUGUGGCUGCCUUCCCGCUCUUCCCCAGGGCCGGAGGCAGCAGCGGGGGAAGCGGAAGCAGUGGAGGCCUCGGUCCUCCUGGGAGGCCACAUGGUGCCGUCCCUGGCCAGCAUGUCACUCUGCCUCGGAAGACAUCCUCAGGUUCUUUGCCACCCCCUCUUUCAUUGUUUGGGGCAAGAGCCACCUCUUCUGGGGGCCCCCCUCUGACUGCUGCACCCCAGAGGGAACCUGGGGCCAGGUCUGAGCCUGUGCGCUCCAAACUGCCGUCUAAUCUAUGAGCCGGGCCCCUCCCUCCCUCCCUCUCCUUUUUUCUCCCUUCUUUUCUUCCUUCAGGUUUAACUGUGAUUAGGAGAUAUACCAAUAACAAUAAUAAUUAUCAUUUAAAAAAAUCCCACACACACACCCCAGAAAAACAAAAGACAGCAGAAAAUAACCAGGUAUUCUUAGAGCUAUAGAUUUUGGUCACUUGCUUUUAUAGACUAUUUUAAUACUCAGCACUAGAGGGAAUGAGGGAGGGAGGGGGAGGGAGCCGGAGGGGAGCAGGCAAGGCCCAAAGGCAAAAGCCAGAAGAAGGCAGGUGGGUUCUCUGGGGUGGGACAGGGAUGGGGGUGACCCAUGUCUGGGGUUCCUAGAGCAGACCUGUCAUUGUACUCAUUUUAGAACAAGAGCUACCAUCAGCCCCUUGGCUGUGAACUUGGAGCCCCACUCUGUUGGGGGUCGUCAUAUUCCCCCAGGAAGGGGCUGUCCUUGGGUGUGUUCCUGGGGAGGCUCAGACACUUGUUUCCUUGGGACAAAUCGGGGCCGGGGCCCCAAGGGCCUUGCAUUUUUUUCUACUGUUAUCGUAGCAAGAUAUGUAUAUGAAUAUGUAUAUGUAUAUGUAUGUAAGAUGUGUAUAUGUAUAGCUAUGUAGCGCUCUGUAGAGCCAUGUAGAUAGCCACUCACAUGUGUGCACACAUGUGUGCAAUCUAGUUUAACCCUGUGUUGCCAGGACACCCAGGUCACCUUACAUCCAGCAAUCCGCCGUGGCCCGCAGGCUGGGCACCGCGGGGUCUGGGGAUGUACUCUCUCCAGUCCUCAGGGAAGAGGACCCCCAGGACCUCGCAGCAGACCCUUCUUUCCCCAUCUCUGGGCCCAAAUCCAGUCCUAGCCUGACCUCUCACCACUGGGAAGCAGAAGACUUGGGGCUGAACCUCACCCUUCCCAGGGCCUCAAGCACACCGUCACCUCUGUGGCCCUCAGUGUUCCCAGCUAAACAAGGGAGGCGAGGGAACUUCUGUUUAUUGAGUCUGCUCUGUGCCAAGCACUGGUUUUGCACUUUACACACAUUAACUCCUUCAGUCUCACAAAGACCGUGAGGUAGGUACUUUGAUUCUCCCCAUUUCACAGAUGAGGAAAAUGAGUUCUUAGUAAUUUUUCCAGAAUCAUGUAAGCAGGAGCAGCUGGGCUGGGACUAAUGAGAUGUAGGUCUGUGUCCACCCAAGGCCAGAGCCUAUCAGAAAAGUGUGUUUCGAGGGGCUGAAUUAGAUGGCCCCAAGCCUGGUGCACAGGGAAGAGACCAGAGUCUGGCCACAAUCAGGCUUAGGUUCUAAUACUAGCCCUGCCACUUAGCUUUGGGACCUUGGGCAAAUUAUCUGACCUUUCUGAAUCUGUUACCUCAUUUGUAAAAUAAGAAUGAUUAUGGUACUGCCUCACAAGGAUCUAUGAGAACCAGAUAAGAAAUAGAAUAUAUGUGAAAUGCCCAGCCCGGUGCCUGGCAUACAGCAUAGUAGGUGCUCAAUAAAUCACGUUUCUUCUGCCCCCUCCUCAUGUGCCCAGCCCAUUUCUCCAUCGAGCUGUGGUGAGAACCCAGAGAGCUUUGCCUGAGGACUCCAAGUCUUAAAAAUUAUCUCAGAACUCAGGAGGUGGCCAAGGGAGAUGUGUGGACAGUGGUAGCUUGGGCCAGGCCUUGAGAUGUGGGAGGAAUUGGAGAGAGGGAGGAAGACAGGGGGCAUGGAGUGGCAGGUGUGGGCCAGAGCACUUGGGGGGUGAUUACCAAGGCAGAUGUGGAGCUGGGCUUCGGGAGGAGACUCACGGGCUGCAGGGCAGAGGCAGGGCCUUGGAUGGCAGGCCACGAGGCUGAGGUAUACUUGGUUCUGAAGGCAACCAGAGGCCACAAGCAGGUUCAGGGGGGACGGGCACAAAGUGGAAGCGGCUGAGGUACCCCAAGGUUCAACUGUCCUCUCCAAUAGGAUACUGGCAGAGCCAAGGGCAGAGGCAGGUGUGGCCAUAAGACCUGCAUGAGGACUGCUUGUCCACGCAGAGUUCUCCAUGCUCCAAGCCAGAGGGUAGGCAAGAUCAGGUUGCCCUGUGCUGUUCUGGGACAAGAGACAGGCUGAGUUAGUGGCCUGUAGAUGGUGUCAGGGAACUGGAGGCAAUAAUCCAGGAGAGAAGGGGCCAAGGUCCUGGGAUCCUAGGUGAAGACUAGCAACCGUUGGCCCGAGUUUCCACAGAGCUGGAAAGGCCUCUUAGGACCCAGAGAGUUCUUAGACCUGAUAGGAUCUAAGCUUCAACCUGAGUUCCACAAGCCCCCACCUUCGUGCUCCCCCAAGGAAGGCAGCUCAGAGGAGGCAGCAGGCCUGGAAGGGGCAGGAGUGGAGUGGGAGGGUCCAGGGCACAUGGGGUGAGGAGUCCCUUGAGGCCGGGGCCUGGCCUAGCCACCCUCUUCUUGACUCACACCACCAUUUUAUAAACUCGGACCCGGGCUGGCCUCUCUGGGGAGACUUUCGAGAGGCCAGGUCAUCAGUGGGCCCUCCCAUCCCUAAUCCUCACAAGCAAUUUUCAAAUCUUCCACUUUUAAAACAGAAAACGGUAAAUGCACCGUGUUGUAUAUUUUAUUUAAAUAAAAAAAUUCCAGCAAAUGCUGCCUUUUUCUAGGGGACAGGGUCGGGGUUGGGUGAGGUUAAUGGGAAAUCCUGGAGUCUUAGAAGCCCAGCUGUGCAGGGCUUGGAACACACAUGGGCAUGUGUACAAACCUUCACUCUCAAGCCCAUUGGGUCGAGCUCUGUGCCCAGAGGUGUGCAUGGGAGUAUAUAAGGCCCAACACAGGUGUGUACCUGCAGGUGGGUCAUUAAGUCUGCAUCUUUGCUACUGCAGGGGGAGGCAGAGCUGGGGGAAGUGAAGACCCUGACUCAGAUCCUUCCCGACUGCCAAGACUCCAAGGUCCUAGGUGGUAGUAAACAAUGCUAGAAGCUGAGAAGGGAAAUUCCAUCUUUGCCUGAUCAGGCAGGUCCCUCAGAAGAGUUGGAGGGAAGCUGGGGACCUGAGGUGGCAGGCUGGGGGGAAGGCAUCAUGGGGCUGGCUGAGGAUGGGGGCACAGUGCUGGACCUCUGUGUGGCUCAGGCAGACUGGGUAGAGGUGCCAGAGCUGGGGCCCAGUUGGAAGGAGGUGUGGCACCGUCUUUCCCCCUCCAGUGCCAGUGGUGGUUGGGGGCUGCUGGGUCUGGUCCCCUCCACCAACCCUGCAGCAGACGGUCCCUACAGGCCCUCAUACCUCACUGUGUGGGGAAGGCCUGAGGCUGGGAAAGCGGAGUCCCCCGGGGCUCCCGGUGGUGUAGGGAGUGCCUUCUUGCCUGUAGGAGAAGGGGAAAGUCCUCCAGAAAGGGCAGGGAUCCCGGUGGCCAGCCGUUCCCCAUCAUUGCUUGCUGAGGCCGUUUCCGUGGCAACCAGCCUGGGAGUCCCGUUGCGUUGCUAAGGAGGCAGCUCAGCAGGGCCUGGCGUCCCCAUGACAACUGCCCCCUGCGGCCAGGCAGUGGUGCUUCCUUUGGGACCCAAGGCACAACACAGGGACAGGCCCAGGUGCUGCCAGGCAAUCUGUGCUUAGACAACUGCCGCCACCUCUGGGUGACUGGCCUCGGGCUGGGGAAACCUUUUCAGCUGGACAGCCACUGUAGGAAGCCUGGGGAGGGGGCUGUUCCUGGGGUUCACUGGGGAUUCCAACCAAACCGCUAAGUCGGUGGCUAUAUCAGUCACUAUCUUCCCUGUUCCCUACCCCAGAAGAACACUCAGUAAGUGCCUACUGCAUUCUAGAUACUGAGUGUUUUCCUGUUACCUUAUUCCAUCCCCCCCCCAAAUCCUAUAAGGUCAGAAUGAGCCCCAAUCACAGUGAGCCAAGGACUCUGAAGCUCAGAUGGGGCAGGAACUCAUCUUACCCCCGUCAGCUAGAAUGGAAGGAGCCAGGGUGCACACUCAGGGCCCCGAGACUCAAACCUCGCCCCUUCUUGCAGCAUGGUAGGAGCUGUUGUCCUGGGAGAGUAUUAAAAACAAUAAUGAAAAUGACUUCAGUCCUAGUUUGCUUUCCUUUAUCACCAUAUGCUGCCAAUUCAAGACAACGUCAGUGAUAAGACACCCUCCCCACCAGGGCAGACAGCUCCCCCUCACCUUGAAUUGCCACUGCCACCCCCGUGUUUCAGCCUCCAGGGGCACCUGCUGUGUUCAUGGCAGCCAGAAACAGUGGGAAGGCCUGAGACUUCCCUUCUGCCUCAGUGGGACUAAAUCAGACUAGGGAAUUUGCAAGAAAAUUUUAAAAGAUGUAAUAAAAUCCCUCCCCUUUCCUUUCCCAGCUGACACCCCUCUUUCAUCUCAGACAUCUUGAGAGUUGUCCCAACUUCCUGUCCUCAUUUCCCUCCUUGGGCAUCACUUCUUCCUCCCCUGCAAUCUGGUUUCUGCCUCUCCUCGCUGCUGUCCCACCUGGAAUGGCUCUGGACAAAGUCCCCAUAGUCCACACAGUGGAAUCCAGGGGCUGCUGACUUUGUUGACCAGGUCCUCCCCAGCUUCAUGGUCCCUGCUGUCUCCUCACUGCCCCACCUUUCUGCUCAGCCUUAGCUUUAAGGGCUCCUCUUUCUUCCAAAAGGUUCGUGCUCCUUGGGCCUCUAGCCGUGACCCCUAUCUUGUCACUCCAUACAUGCUCCCAGGGCGACCUCACUUAUGCCCAUGGCUUCCCACUCAGAGGCAAAAGCCUCCCAGAUUUCCCCUUCAUCAUAGGCCCCCAAUCCUGAGCCUCAGCCGGGGGUUCUGCCACAUGGGCUGCUCACCCUCCUCUGAAGGAGCAGCCCUUUCACCCUCUUCUGAGCACGCAGGUCCCAGUGCACCCAGAGUGUGUCCUCCCCAGCCGCUGCCCCUUGGUGACUUGACUUCUUCAGUUUCAUUUCUCUUGAAGAUGGAAUAUGUCAUGCAUGCAGAAGAAGACAUAGCACACAAAUAAGACAUUAAAAAUAAAAUAAACAGCCAUUUACCAACCACCCAGUUUAAGAAAUAGAACAUAAGGAGUACACCUAGAAGCAUCUGUGAAGAUGCCCAACUAUUUUAUUCCUCUAAGGGAAACCACUCAUCUGGGCUUUAAUUGUGUUGUCCCCUUACUUUCCAUGAUCCUUCCACUAGGGAAAUAAAUGUCUCUAAACAAUGUUACACACCAAGGUGGGGGAGUGGGGAUUGGAAGUUGUUUCCUUGAGGGGGAGGAGGACACUGAUAGUAAUACUGUUCAGCAUUGCUGGUACAUGGUGACAAUAAAAAUCAACUUACGCUUCAGUUAGUUUAAUUAUUGUUUUAAAUUUCUUUACAAACAAUGUAUCUUUUUUAUCAUCUGCACUAGGGACUGGGUCAUACCCACCUCCUGUUUAUAGACCACUCAAUGCAUUUGUGAUUUUUAAGCUUUACAUACAUGAUGCAUCUAUUCAUAAUUCUUUCUUUCUGUUCAAUAGUAUAAUUUUGAGAUCCUAAUAAUGCAUGGAAGGUAGUUGAUUCGUUUCCCUUGCUGUAUAGCAUUCCAGUCCUUGAAUAGUCUACAAUUUACAUUUGUAUUCUUCCAAAGAAGGGUGUGUCUGUCGAUUCCAGUUCUCACCAAUAUCAACUUGGCUGCGGCAAGUGCUCUUGUUCAUGGCUCCUGAUGAAGAUGUGUACAGGGUCUCUGGACUCUAUAGCUAGGGGUGGAAUUAAUGAGUCAAAGGGUGAGUUAAUCUUCACUUUACACGAUAACACCAAGGGCUAGAGCUAUAGCUCAGUGGUAGAGCUCCUGCCUUGCACGUGUGAGGCACUGAGUUCGAUCCUCAGCACCACAUAAAAAUAAAUAAAUACAGAUGUUGUGUCCCUCUACAACUAAAAAAAAAAAAAAGAUAUUGCCAGCUGUUUCAAGUAUUCUAAACCACUUAUCCUUCCAGCUGCAGGGCAUGGGAGUCACUCUUGCUCCAUGUUUUUGGUCAAUUACUGGAAUCCUUUGCUAAAUGUUCCAGUAGAAAAAGUCUCAGAUUUCAACAAUAUGUCACAAUAAAGGUUUGUUCCAGUGUGGGCCAGGCUGCCACUUUCUUUACUGAUAUCAACUUAAAAAAAAAAAAAAAGUCCAGGUCUUAAAGAUCCCCGUGGGAGAAGAAGAGACCAAUGGGAGAGAUGUGGAAUCUGAGUCAUCUCUCUAGCAGGGACACAUAUCACUGCCUCGAAUAUCCAUUGUCAAGGGCCAUAACAUAGCUGCAAGAACUGAUACGAGGGGAUCUGGAAUAUUUGCUGGGCAUUAACUAUCCUGGCCAAUCCUUUCAAUAUGGUCUUUUAAUUUUCUUCAUCAAGUUUUCUAUUAGAUUGAUUACCAGUUCCUUGUAUGUUUGUUGCUGCUGCUAAUUGUAUUUCUUAUCCAGCUAUAAUUUCUGUGUAACAAAAUCUAACAAUUUAAAUGUACAGUUCAAUGAGAUUUGACAAAGAGACACACUUCUACAACCAUCCCCAGUUAGGACAUAGAAUAUUUCAUUACUCCCUAGAACUCCCUCUGCAGUCUCCUCCUUUCAAACCUGACCCUGGGAAAUCUGUUUUUUUGUCACUCAGGGUUUGCCAUUUCUAAAAUGUCAUCUAGGUGGCAUCACAAAUUGUUGAGUCUGUGUCAUUUGUUUCAUUAGUCUUGUGCUGCUGUGCUUGGUCAGUGCCACGUGCAACAACAUUCUCCUGUAUGGGAUGGCAUGAGUCAUUCACUCUUCCACUGAUGAACGAUGGGCUACUUCUGGCUUUAAGUUAUUAAUAAAGUGCUGACGAACAUUCA